UUAUAUCGGUUAUAUCAGUUGUGGUUAUGUUUAGAGAAAUGAUGUAAAAUGUGUGCAACAUCACAUAGUUUAAAAGAAAUUUAUUUAAAUUAAACAUAUUCACGUUAUAAAUGAAGUUAAACAUGGAAAUGGAAGAAGAUAUUUUAGAACAUUACCUAGUCGAUUUAGAAAACUGCAAAGAUAUUGAUGAAUUACAAGAGUGCGAUUUUCCUAAGAAACCCAUUUGCAAGGAACUGAUAAUUUGUGCCGAAUUUUGGUCUAAACUUAUAGACUUGAAUUUUGAAGAUGGUCCUUUGAAAAAUUACUUCGAUGACUUAAGUGAAGAUCAUCGCAGGCAGUACUUUACCUUUGGUGUUGCUUGCAUGAUAAAUUUUGUCCAAGCAAAUUUUACUGGCCCAAAGCUACCUGGUUUCAUGGAAGAUUUCUUUGUAACUAGUAUGUUUCGAGAUAUAGAUUUUUCAAAAAUGCUUGCACUAAACAAUGAAGAAAUAAAUAAUAACACAAAAAUUCCUGCUCUUCUGGUAGCUGCCAAAGUUAUAUUUAAAAAUUGUCACUUUAACACUUUAUUGAAUAACUGGUGGUCUUGGAGGACAUUUUUAAUUCACCAACAAAUUUUAGAAGAUCUUAGUCCAUCUUUAUUAUAUGAAACCGAUAAGUUAUACAAAGAACUUGAAAAUGCUAACUUAAAAGGAAACAUGAAAGCAAAAUUAGAAAUUGAGAUUGCUCAGUUGUAUAUGGUAUAUAGAAAUGUAAAUAAAGUUAAAAACCACGUGGAAAAUGCAUGUAAAAUCUUAGGACUGAAGUAUGAAUUGAUUGGAAGAUUAGGCAGGCGUACUAAAUUUCAAGCGAAGGACAUUGCUCAGCUUGCAUUGGAAGUUACACUUAUUGAAAAAGAAAAUAUUCAAAGACCUCCUGUUCGUGAUAUUGAUGUUCCCAAAAAUUUAGUUUUAGAAGACCAGGUUCGUUUUGAUGCUCUAAAAUAUGCAGAAAACUUAAACCAUAAUACUCUCUUUCCGAAUACAGAACAAAAACUUCUUCUUUGUGUAGCUCAGGAAAUGAUAAUGUCUAUGCCACCAGAUGAACUCUAUUUAGAAGAGCUGCAACCUUUUUAUGAACUUAUCUUAAGUCAAGCAAACACAUGGUGUGUAAGAACAGUCACAUUGUUGCUUCGAUGCCUCUUGGAGUCUCAUCAUAAGCGUACCCGUGAACGAUCACUGAUGCAGUGUGAAGAUGUUCUGAAAAGCAUUGAAAAGGAAACGCCUCAUCCAUUUAAUAGAAUAGGAGGAGUGUUUAGUACUGGACUACGACCAGUUUGGAAGACUGAAUUUGAAUUAGGAACAUUUAUGCUUAAAUUGGGACUUGUUAAGAAUAGUUUGGACGUUUUUAUUAAACUGGGCGCAUGGGAUGAUGUUGUUGGUUGUUAUAUUUUACUAAAAAUGAAUCAUAAGGCAGCAGAAAUUAUAAAGCAAGUGCUAGAAGUCAAACCUACAGUGAGAUUAUGGUGUCUUUUAGGUGACGCUACUAAUGAUGUAAGUUGUUAUGAAAAAGCCUGGGAACUAUCUAAGAGACGCAGCAGUCGAGCGCAACGCCACUGGGGACAAUACCUGUACACGCGUAAACAGUAUCAACAGUGCAUACCUCACUUUGAGAAGUCAGUCAGCAUAAAUCCACUACAAGCGUGGGUUUGGCUUUCGUUAGGUUUCGCUGCGUUAGAAACUGAAAACUGGCAGGUGGCUGCGACAGCCUAUCGGCGUUAUACGUCCCUUGAACCUGGUAAUUUUGAGGCGUGGAAUAAUCUGGCAAAAGCUUAUAUAAAAUUAGGAAACAAGCGAAGCGCUCAUCAAGCUCUUCAUGACGCUCUACGUUGUUAUUUUGAAAAUUGGAAAGUGUGGGACAAUUUAAUGAUUGUCAGUGCAGACAUCGGCCACUUUUCUGAUGUCAUUCAAGCGUACCAUAGGAUCUUAGAUUAUAAGGAGAAACAUCUAGAUGUCGAAGUCCUCAGUGCACUCGUUUAUGGUGUCGUGAACAAUGUAAAUGACUCGGAGGGACGUCCUUCGGGACGACUGUUACCGAAAGUGCGCGAAUUACUAGGACGCGUCACCGCCAUUUAUCCAAAAGAGGGACAACUGUGGGUUCUUUAUGCAACAGUUGCGCCCGCCUUGACAUUAAAAGCCCAACGUUUACAGAAAGCUUACAAGAAUUUUACACAAACCGGGUGGGACAGGAAUCAAGAUAUGUGUCAACAGGUGUUGUACACGUGCCAAAAAUUAGCGGAAAUUGCCCUUAACAAGGAAAUAGUGGCCUCGGAUCCUCUUGUUAACUCCAUACGAUUAAAUUUAAGUUCCGCGAUUGCUGUUAUCUGUAAAAAAGAAGACAGCGACAAUGAAAUACAAUCAUUAUUUGCGAAUGUUUCUAUUUUAUUGGCCAAAGUUAUGGAAAAGGCGAAAUCUGCUUCCAUAAAAAUUGAAAAUAAAGAAGGAUAAUAUACGAGAUAAUGUUAUUACUAUAUACUGUGGCUCUUGUAUCAAGAAUUGAUGAUCUUUUGUAGCUUUAUACCGGUGAAAUAUUUUUGAUACAUUGGUCACAUUUACCAUUUAGAGUAAGGAUUACCUCGAGAACAAUUCCGUAUGUGAAGUGUAUAUUAAAAAAUUCGUACCGUUUUUAUUGUGAUUUAAGUACCUAUUUGAGAAGAUAUCGAUUGUUUCAUAUUUCAAAUAAAGUUUUGUAAAUA
Molecule: messenger RNA, 2731 nt
Organism: Agrilus planipennis (emerald ash borer)
Lineage: Eukaryota; Metazoa; Arthropoda; Insecta; Coleoptera; Buprestidae
Product: tetratricopeptide repeat protein 27
Exons: 3
Coding region: 111-2483 (790 amino acids)
Molecular function (GO): protein binding
Source: RefSeq, a predicted model, not a curated record